AGGUCGUUCGCGGCACUUUUACGACACUGACUUUACGUUAACAUGGCCGUCGUCGGACUUUAGCAUGGAAGUGAGGGCCACAAUGGCACCGAGGACCGGGACGUCGUCGACGGAGGAGCCGUGAAAAUGAUAUCUUGCUUCCGUAGCAGCCCCGCGCCUCUCUGCCGCAGAGCCGCGGACUGCUUGCUGCCAGUGCGCUGUACGGCCGCGUGUCGCCGGGGGGAGGCGGCGGCGUCAUGGCGGCAAAGGCGUUCAGCUGUCACCGGCCGGACUCUGGCGCAGUCCGCGGCGGGCUGGAGCGCCACAAAUUCGGCCAACCUCGGCCUCGUCGGAGCAGACGGCCGCUCGCCGUGUUGCCUCUUGCGGCGUGGCGGCGUCCAGCCGUCGGCGUGGCGGCUGUGUGGAGCAGUGCUGGUCCACCACGGAGGUCACGGCGUCAACUUCCGGUACCUGCUGGCCGCAGGAACUCGGGGUCUCUGCGGGAAGAACCACCCAGGAGCACCGGACCGACCGAGUGAAGACCCUCCGGCACCUGGACAGGGUCUAUUUAAGUUCAAAGAGCUGUACGAGAACCCAUGGACUAUCCCCAACCUGCUGUGUGUGUGUCGGAUAGUCCUGGCUCCGUUCCUGGGGAACUUCAUCAUUCAGCAACACUUCCACCUCAGCCUGGCUCUCUUCACCCUGGCUGGAGCCACUGACCUGCUGGAUGGUUACAUCGCCAGAACGUGGCCCACCCAGAAGUCGGCGUUGGGAAGCGCCCUGGACCCGCUGGCGGACAAAAUCCUCAUCAGUAUUUUAUAUGUCAGUCUCACCUAUGCAGAAAUCAUACCAGCGCUCCUGACCGCUCUCGUGGUGUUCAGAGACAUCGGUUUGAUCGCCGCCGUCUUCUGGGUCCGAUACAAGACGGUGCCGCCGCCGGUCACCCUCAGUAAGUUUUUUAACCCCUGCUACACCACGGCUCAGCUCAAGCCAACACUCUUCAGUAAGGUGAACACGGCCAUCCAGCUGCUUCUGGUCGCAGCGUCUCUGGCCGCCCCCGUCUUCCAGUACACGGACAGCGUCGCCCUGCGGUGUUUGUGGUAUGUCACCGCGGUGACCACGGCGGCGUCGGGCUACAGCUACUGGCACUACGGCCGCAAGACUGUCCGGGUGCUCAACACCAAGUCGCCAUGACGACGGCGCCCCAAGCGCAAGCGGGAAUGAACUAAAGACAAUGGUGACGCGCCUCUGUGGGGCGACGGCCAGGAGUAAGUGACACUCGGCGAGUCGCUAAAUGCGUCGCCAUGGCGAUGAGGAGCGGCUGCAGAUGUUUUUUUACAGCAGUGGACAGCUUCUAUUUUUCCAAGAGUUCUCACCACCAUGAUGAAUAAAAUAGAACACGUUUGACACAAAACUAAAUCACUGACCACUCGUCAUUGGCGCCGUCGGCGGAAGAAGCUUUAAAGGCUUUAAUUUAUUAAGAAGUCAACUCCGAAGAAAGCUCCUUAAGAUGACUGCAAUGGUCCGUUACAGUCGCAAGCCGCGCUGCCAAAGAAGCUUUCAAAGCGUGAGUCCUUACAUCCGUGACCUCGCCGAUAAACAAGCACAAAGAGCUUCCCAACGCAACUUUGGGUCCAAACUUGACUGCUUAUGAAACAAGUGAUUCAGCGGGCUUAGGAGUCCUUCUCUCACACACACACACACUCACAGGUCUUUUAUGGGCCUGAAAUAGCUCUACGCUUCCCACUCUGACUUAUAUAAGAUCCCAGCGCGGAGAUUUGAUGGUGCAGAUCUGGGAGCGCGCACGUGUGGGCAGUACGAGUGUCUCCAGUCGUGUGUGUGUGUGUGUGUGUGUCUCUCUUAACUGGGAACUAAUUAGAAAACAGGUCCCGCUGUAGUAUUUUUGCAUUUUUUCUUUUUACAACCCGUUGGGUCGACUGUCUGCCUUUAACGAGAUAACAGUAAAACAAAAAAAAAUGUAAUGGCGUCUAAGUUGAACUGUUAGCAUGUGAGCAGGCCACGCCCUGGUUCUUGCAGGUGGACCGGGGUUGUCAAACUCGUUCAUCUGCCCUCAGAGCGCCGCUUGUGCCAGUAAAUAUACAGAAUACGAAUAAUCACCCCAAAUCAUGACACCAAGGUCUAUGCAUUGAGCAGGGGUGUCAAACUCAUUUUAGUUUAUACCAAAUUGGAUACAUGGAUGAUACAGCAGAGGAUUGGGAGAAUGUCAUGUGGUCAGAUGAAACCAAAAUAGAACUUUUUGGUAUAAACUCAACUCGUCGUGUUUGGAGGAAGAAGAAUACUGAGUUGCAUCCCAAGAACACCACACCUACUGUGAAGCAUGGGAGUGGAAACAUCAUGCUUUGGGGCUGUUUUUCUGCUAAGGGGACAGGACGAUUGAUCCGUGUUAAGGAAAGAAUGAAUGGGGCAUGUAUCGUGAGAUUUUGAGCCAAAACUUUCUUCCAUCAGUGAGAGCUUUGAAUUGUUGGUCAAAUACUUAUUUUCCACCAUAAUUUACAAAUAAAUUCUUUAAAAUUCCUACAA
Nerophis ophidion (straightnose pipefish) is the source of this 2520-nucleotide messenger RNA. It is a transcript of the gene crls1, whose product is annotated as cardiolipin synthase 1. Gene Ontology annotation, molecular function: cardiolipin synthase activity. The coding region runs from base 127 to 1173 and encodes 348 amino acids. Gene Ontology annotation, biological process: cardiolipin biosynthetic process. The transcript is spliced from 7 exons. Gene Ontology annotation, cellular component: mitochondrion; membrane. The record is from RefSeq and is a predicted model, not a curated record. NCBI's taxonomy places the organism in Eukaryota, Metazoa, Chordata, Actinopteri, Syngnathiformes, Syngnathidae.